Messenger RNA from Medicago truncatula (barrel medic), 2696 nucleotides. RefSeq lists its product as uncharacterized. The record is from RefSeq and is a predicted model, not a curated record. Lineage: Eukaryota; Viridiplantae; Streptophyta; Magnoliopsida; Fabales; Fabaceae. The transcript has 7 exons. The coding region runs from base 310 to 2631 and encodes 773 amino acids.
UGAAUAUAUAUGUCUUUGAACACUUCUCUAUUACAUUUUCCAUUCCAUAUUUUUGACACUUCUCACUACAAUUUUAUUUUCCAUCUCUACUAUUCAACAAUUGCUCUUGCAUGUGUUUUUUCUUCAUGUAAGGUAACUAUUUUCUUAAUUGAUUUCAACUUUUAUAUUUAUAAAUAAAAUGUUAAUGUAAUAUAUGUUAUAUUAUUUUUUGCAGUUAAUAUUUAAUUUCAUUUCCUAUUACAAGUUGUUGUUGCUGCUGGCUACUACUUUUUCGAUCUGCAUUGUCAUCAAAUUAUAUUAUUUGAGAAGAUGGAUCAGUAUAUUCUUCAUCGAAGUUGGAUGUACGAUAUAAAAAGACCGGGGAAAAGGACACUUAAAGCUCAAUUUAAGGAAGGAAUUCGUGAAUUUGUUGCUUUCGCCAUGUCGCAAGAUAUUUUUAGAAGUGAGGGAGGGAUUAGAUGUUCGUGUCUUAAAUGUACGUGUAGGUUGAUUCAGAGCCCAAAAGAUGUCAUAAAACAUUUAGAGGAUGUUGGUUUUAUGGAGGAUUAUUAUGUGUGGAGACAUCAUGGUGAACAAGAGCCGGAUGAGUUUGAUGUUAAUAUGCAGGCUUCAAGUAGUGGAGCGCAUACACAGUGUGAAAACUUUGGCCUCAUGGAAGAUAUGGUUGGUGACGCUCUCGGGGUGAAUUUGUCUUACAAUGAGGGCAUUGAAGAGGAAAUAAUCCCGAAUGAGAAGGCGUUGAAGUUUUACUCAAUGAUGAAAAAAGUAAAUGAACCGUUGUUUGAAGGGUCAUCUCAGUCGAAGUUAUCCAUGUGUGUGAGGCUUUUAGCUGGAAAGUCAAAUUGGAAUGUACCCGAAGAAUGUGCGGAGUACUACACGAAAAUGAUGAGGGAUUCGACUCCUGUACCAGAAAAUUUACCAUUAAGUUAUUAUGAAGCUAAGCAAUUGGUGAUGAAGUUGGGAUUGGAAGAAAAAAAGAUUGAUUGUUGUGUUAACGGGUGCAUGUCGUUUUACGACAAUGAAUUUGGUAAGAAUGAUGGUGCGUUGGAGGAGUGUAAAUUUUGCAAUUCACCAAGGUAUGGAGUGAGUGGCGAUGAUGUUGAUCAUACGAAGAAACGAGUCGCAGUCAAGUCAAUGUUUUACCUGCCAAUAAUACCAAGACUGAAGAGAUUGUUUGCAUCAAUGCACACGGCUGGUCAUAUGACGUGGCAUUAUUACAAUAAAACUGAUUCAGAGGUGAUGCGACAUCCUUGUGACGGAGUGGCGUGGCAGCACUUUGAUAAGGUACAUCCUGAUUUUGCAAACGAUCCACGUAAUGUGAGACUUGGAUUAUGCUCUGAUGGAUUUAUUGCGUAUAACACAGCCUCGGCUAGGCCUUAUUCUUGUUGGCCAAUAAUUGUUACCCCAUAUAAUCUUCCUCCUGAGAUGUGCAUGACAAAACCUUACAUGUUCUUGAGUUGUAUUGUACCAGGACCGUCGAACCCAACUGACGGAGAAUUUCACUGUGAGCAAGAACAUCAAAGCCAACAAGAAAGGGAAGCAGCACAACAAAGACGAGUGAGACGUCGCUACUAUGAAGUGGUACCAAAGUACAAAUCUCAUUAUAUACUUGAAAUUAAGGGUGACUCGUUGGAGCCAUCGAAAAUCUCUUCAAAAUACAUAAGGGAGGCAAUCCAAGCAGUGUAUAAAAAGUCGUGGCCCGUGUAUAAGGAUCUUAAGAAAGAAAUUGGGGAUAAAGUUUUUAAAGAGUUUAAGAGACACUGUGUGUGGGAUCCUCAAUAUGAAUCUGAUGUUGAGCGCAUUUUUCAUCGUUUAGCAAGUUCACGUCUGUCAGAUAUGCUAUAUGAUGAACGGAAGAAUAUUGCUGAAGACCGUUCUUAUCGCCCUCAUUGGAUGGCCGAAGACCAUUGGCGUGCCUUGCUGUCCUAUUGGGCUACAAAUGACAGAUAUAAAAAGCGUUCCACGGCUAAUAAAAGGAAUAGAGCAAGUUCAAGACAAGCUCGCCACACACAAGGUUCUGUUACUAGUGCAACCCACGCGAGACAUAUGGCAAAAGAUCUUGGAAGAGAUCCCUAUGUAGACGAGCUUCAUCGAGAAAACCAUAUUAUACAUGGUACGGAUGUCUACGUUGAUGAUCGCUCCUAUAAUACACAGGUAGCUUUUCGGGAGGAGGUACGACUAUUCUUGGAAGAGCCACGAGAAUAUUCGACCUAUGAAGAAUUGCCUGAUGCGAUCAAGCUGGAACUUUGGAGGAAGGUAUCAGGACCCGGGACAAAGCAUAAAUGGUAUGGUCUUGGUCGGAAUGCUCCCCUCAUGGAGCAUGGAUCUGUAAUCAAUGAGCCUUCAUUUGGAGAAGGGUCUUCAAGUAACCAGGAAACAUUGCCUCCUCAUGUGAUUGCCCAGAUAGAACAUUUGACACAGGAGUUGCAGGCUCGUAAGCUAAUGGAGCAAGAGUUGCGGGACAAGAUGGAACGGGACGCUGAGCAAUAUAGAGCAUUUCAAGAAAGCGUUGAUCGACGAUUUGAGGAAUUGAUCGCAAGCACAUCAAGGCGAGUUGGUGUUGAAGAAAAUGGUUCAGAUGAGUCACACAAUCCCAACAUUGAGGAGGAUGAAAGUGAUGACACCAAUUAAAUAUGAUGCUUCAGAUGAGAAGAAUAUUUUGACUACUUUGUUUAAAUAUGAUGCUUUAGAUAGUU